This is a messenger RNA of Cajanus cajan (pigeon pea), 2282 nucleotides long. RefSeq lists its product as uncharacterized. The record is from RefSeq and is a predicted model, not a curated record. Gene Ontology annotation, molecular function: protein phosphatase regulator activity; protein binding. Gene Ontology annotation, biological process: protein dephosphorylation. Gene Ontology annotation, cellular component: protein phosphatase type 2A complex; cytosol; cytoplasm. Lineage: Eukaryota; Viridiplantae; Streptophyta; Magnoliopsida; Fabales; Fabaceae.
AAAAAUUGGUAAAACCAUGCGUUUGAAACACUAGGAUUCGAAGGACUGAGUCUUGAGAAAACUCCUUUCGCCGUCGUCUUCCACCGUAGCAUUAGGGUUUUCCGAGUUUCACUUUUUUCUCAAUAUUCACUCUAUCCAACCGAUUCCACAAAGUAUCCCAAUUCCUUCGCAGUUCCGUUCUAGCAACAUUAUCCUGCGACACGAAAAGGAAAUGUCUAUGGUUGAGGAGCCGCUAUAUCCAAUAGCAGUGCUUAUAGAUGAGUUGAAAAAUGAUGACAUUCAGCUUCGGUUGAACUCAAUUCGAAAGUUGUCUACGAUUGCGCGGGCUCUUGGGGAGGAGCGAACGCGUAGGGAACUGAUACCCUUUUUGGGUGAGAAUAAUGAUGAUGAUGAUGAGGUACUUCUUGCGAUGGCGGAAGAGUUGGGGGUGUUCAUUCCUUUUGUUGGGGGAGUGGAACAUGCCCACAUGUUGCUCCCACCUUUGGAGACGCUUUGCACCGUUGAGGAAACUUGUGUGAGAGAUAAAGCUGUGGAAUCACUUUGUAGGAUUGGAUCACAGAUGAGGGAGAGUGAUUUGGUUGAGUAUUUCAUCCCAUUGGUGAAGAGAUUGGCAGCAGGUGAAUGGUUCACUGCUCGAGUCUCUUCAUGUGGACUAUUUCAUAUUGCUUACCCUAGUGCACCAGAAAUGUCAAAGACAGAAUUGAGAUCAAUAUACAGUAUGUUGUGUCAAGAUGACAUGCCUAUGGUUAGAAGAUCUGCUGCAUCAAAUCUUGGGAAGUUUGCUGCAACUGUUGAGUAUGCUCAUUUGAAGGCAGACACUAUGUCAAUUUUUGAGGAUCUUACUAAGGAUGAUCAAGACUCUGUUAGAUUGUUGGCUGUGGAGGGUUGUGCUGCUCUUGGCAAGCUGCUGGAGCCACAAGAUUGUGUCACACAUAUACUACCGGUUAUUGUCAACUUUUCACAGGAUAAGUCAUGGCGUGUGAGAUACAUGGUUGCAAAUCAAUUGUAUGAGCUUUGUGAAGCUGUAGGCCCUGAACCUACAAGAACGGAAUUAGUCCCUGCCUAUGUGCGGUUGCUUCGAGAUAAUGAAGCCGAAGUACGGAUUGCAGCUGCUGGGAAAGUGACCAAGUUUUGCUGGAUUUUAAAUCCAGAUCUUGCAAUUCAGCAUAUUCUUCCUUGUGUAAAGGAAUUGUCUAUAGAUUCUUCACAACAUGUUCGCUCUGCUUUAGCUUCAGUAAUAAUGGGAAUGGCUCCAGUGUUAGGGAAGGAUGCCACAAUUGAGCAGCUCCUUCCUAUUUUCCUCUCCCUUUUGAAGGAUGAAUUUCCUGAUGUGCGGCUUAAUAUCAUAAGCAAGCUUGAUCAAGUGAACCAGGUGAUUGGAAUCGAUUUAUUAUCUCAAUCUUUGUUACCAGCCAUUGUUGAGCUUGCUGAGGAUAGGCAUUGGAGGGUUCGGCUUGCAAUAAUAGAGUAUAUACCCUUGUUGGCCAGUCAAUUGGGGGUUGGUUUUUUCGAUGACAAACUUGGUGCCCUUUGCAUGCAGUGGUUACAGGACAAGGUUCAUUCAAUCCGUGAGGCAGCUGCUAACAAUUUGAAGCGCCUAGCUGAAGAAUUUGGUCCUGAGUGGGCCAUGCAGCAUAUAAUUCCACAGGUUUUGGAGAUGAGUAGCAAUCCGCACUAUUUGUAUCGAAUGACCAUUCUUCAUGCCAUCUCUCUACUUGCUCCUGUAAUGGGCUCUGAAAUCACUUGUUCGAGAUUGUUGCCUGUUAUUAUUAAUGCAUCUAAAGACAGAGUACCCAACAUUAAGUUCAAUGUGGCAAAGGUCUUGGAGUCAAUCUUCCCCAUAGUGGAUCAAUCUGUUGUGGAGACGACCAUCCGUCCAAAUCUGGUUGAGCUCAGCGAGGAUCCCGAUGUCGAUGUAAGAUUUUUUUCCAAUCAAGCACUUCAGGCGAUUGAUCAUAUCAUGAUGUCUAGCUAGGCAGCAAUCUUUAACACGCCUUAGAUUGAAUGCCUUUGUAGAGAUGCUAAUAUUAUCAAAAGUACUUGUAUUCUACUUGGUGUUCCUCAGCGAUAGCUAUAUAUGGUUUUGUGAGCGAUAUCUUAGUCAUUAGCAAUUUAGGUGAUGUUGUACCCGUGUAUAAUAUGUUGAUUGUAUGUUGCUAGGUUCUUUUUGUUUGUUGUCCUCGUAGACAGCGAAUUGCUUGUCUGUGAUUGCCAUAAAAAACUACUUCUAAAUAUUAAGGACUCAAUCUAGGUUAAGGGAGAUUAAAUCUUAGCUUGUAUAA